AUGAAGGACGUGGAGAGCGACAUGGCGGCGCUGGAGCUGGACAUCGACGCCGCCUUCGCGCCCAAGGUGGAGAUCGGCGGCGGCAACUCGUCGUCCUCCGAGGAGGCGUCCUCGUCCUCGGAGCGCGUGACGCUGGCGCCGCCGCCGCUCAACGCCAUCGACGACGACGACGACAUCACGAGUCAGCUGCUGAGCAUGCUGGCCGAGGAGAUGUCCCAGAAGAAGCGCAAGCGCAACCUCAAGACGGCGGGGCCCAGCACCACGGGCAUCCGCCACCGCAAGGCGCUGGCGCUGGCCUCGCCCGCCGACGAGCUCAAGCGCGAGAAGAACCGCGACUCGGUCAAGCGCUCGUACUACCGCAAGAUCGAGACGCUGGGCGAGCUGAGGGCGCACACCGAGUACCUGCGUGAGCAGUACAACCGCCUGCUGGCGCAAUGGGAAGACAAGACGGAGCGAGAGAAGGCCGAGACCGCCAAGGACCCGUCCAGCCUCAUGAAGCGAUACCUGGAGCUCUCGAGGCUGCGCGACCGCCUGUGGAUGGAGAACACGCAGCUCCACGAGCAGUUCGAGGACCGCGAGAAGAUCUCGUUCCGCUUCCAACGACUGUUCGACGUCAACUACCAGCUCAUGGACCACUCGAUCGCCGCGCCGAUCGAGGAGGAGAACAAGGACCGCCGCGUGCAGACGCCCAUGCUUAUCAUGGACGAGAUGUCGUUUGAGAGCUUCAACAAGUUCGCGCAGGACGCGCAGCGCACGUUUGAGGGCUUCGUGGCUAGCCGCCACCGCAUGCUCACGACGGACACGGCGCUCGGCUGGACGUGCUCGCACGUGGCGAAAGACAACUCGUUCGGCUACUACUUCGAGAAGAACUUUCGCCGUAGCUCGUACGUGAGCGCGUCCGAAGUGGCGCGCACGGCCUGGCAGACGCUCACGUCGCCCGAGCGGCACUCGAAGCUGUACGCGCCCGCGCUGCACACGCGCUUCCACAUCAUGCAGCAGUUCGACAACAACAGCUACGUGCUCUACCGCACGAUGGAGAAGGAGGGCGAGGACUCGAUCACCACGGCGCUCAUCAUCAUGACCCGCAUCCCACACCCGAACGACUCAGGCUGCCUCAUCAUCUGCAAGGGCCUGCGCCGCGAGGAGCACACGCUCCACGUCGAGUUCAGCGAGGCCAUCGCGCUGCAGAAGAAGAAGGAGUGGCGGCAGUCCAUGUACUGGAUCAACAUCGAGGAGGUGCCCGUCGACGACAACAACAACAGCGAGGAGGUGUCCGGCGAGGACGUGGAGAAGAAGCUCAAGGUCGUGCACGGCGGCAUCAUGAACAACAUGGGCGACCGCAGCCGCUCCUUCUGGCUGUUCGAGAACCUCCAGAUCGCGCUGCGCUGGGAGCAGAACCUCGGGCUGGGCGAGCCGCUAAGCUAG
Molecule: messenger RNA, 1425 nt
Organism: Phytophthora sojae
Lineage: Eukaryota; Oomycota; Peronosporomycetes; Peronosporales; Peronosporaceae
Exons: 2
Coding region: 1-1425 (474 amino acids)
Source: RefSeq, a predicted model, not a curated record